Molecule: messenger RNA, 1038 nt
Organism: Trypanosoma brucei brucei TREU927
Lineage: Eukaryota; Euglenozoa; Kinetoplastea; Trypanosomatida; Trypanosomatidae
Product: serine/threonine-protein kinase, putative
Exons: 1
Coding region: 1-1038 (345 amino acids)
Biological process (GO): intracellular signal transduction; protein phosphorylation
Molecular function (GO): protein serine/threonine kinase activity; ATP binding
Source: RefSeq, a predicted model, not a curated record
AUGGUAGACUGCACGGUCGAACUUCCCAACAUUCCUUAUUUUGGCAUACGGUUAGAUACCUCCGACAUAGUGGGGGGUGUCGGCAGAAAAAGCCACGAUGAAACUGUUCGAGAAAUUUUCCUUAAGGGUUUCACCCACGUGCAACAGACAUCAUCCAGCGACACGCACGUGACACUGGUGGCUCAGUCUGAAGAGACCAAGGAGUGGGUGCACAUCCGAGUUUAUGCAUUGGAGCGGCUGCGCAGGGAUGCAACACUCCGCGACCGCAUUGAGAGGUCCGUUCUUGUGGGCUGCAAGGCUCAGCACCCCUGCAUUGUACGAAUUAUGCAGCCCUUUUUUUCAAGAACAGAUCUUUUUGUCGUUGAGGAGUAUUGUGCAGGAGGUGAGUUGCUUUCUUGGGUGGAAACUCAUUGCCGCGAGGCAGUCACCACCAAGUCAGGAUUUGAACCCCCACUAGGUUUGUCAAUGGGAUUUGUGAAGAGUGUGAUGCGAGACGUGAUGAGUGGGGUGGAUCAUCUCCACACGAGAUGCGGUGUGGCUCAUCGUGGCAUAAAGCUGGAGAGCAUAUUGCUAGACAACUGUAACCGCGCAAAACUCAGCAACUUGGGGGCGUGUGCCGUCAUUUCCACAAAUGAGGGCAAGGAGGUAAAAAAUAACCCACUGAAGGUAUGUUGUGCAUCGCGACACUACGCUGCCCCCGAAGUUGUGAUGGGCCUGCCGUAUGAUGGGAAGUUGGUGGAUGUGUGGGCAUUGGGUGUUUUGCUCUUUGUGCUGUUAACCUGUCGCUUUCCAUUUGAAGAGGAAAGGGAUAACCCCUAUGAGUCUAGUAGUGACACCGCCGUUCGUGAUGGUGGUGAUGAUGAGCUUUUGAUGGAGCGCAUUUGUAAUGCAGACGAGUUGUUGCUGAAGCAUCCUGUUCUAGCACAUGUUUCUGAUCCAUUAGCAACUGACCUGGUACGCAACAUGCUGCGCGUCAACACAAAAACCAGACUGACUGUGAGGGAGGUGCUUGAGCACCCCUUUCUGAGGAUGCCGUAA